UGUUUUUAUUUUUUAUUUUUUUUGGAUAUAUAGUUGGGUGUUUACAAUCUUUGUCAAUGAUUUAUACUUAUAAACAUUUCUCACAAAUUUAAUUUAAUUUUUGAAGAGAGCCUCAAUUGUGUCGCACGGUUUGAGUGAUUAUUAAAAUCGCUCCGCGGACACAACAUUUUAGGGGAUGUAAUUCAUAGUCCAGGGACGGUUGACCGAAAGUUGCACUUGGACUAAACGCGGGCUUAAACAUAUUAAUUAACCAGAGAAACAAAUAUUAACGAUUUUUAGGAACUAACAAGACACAUAUUAGGCAAGGUACUUAGAGAAAUCAAAUACGAAGAAAUUCAUGAGAAAGACGAACUUAGAAAGUGUUUACGACAAGAAGCUGCAAGAUGGGAUUGUUUUCUCGGUAGCACCACUUGUAAGAAAGAAGCAAACAAUAAAUUAAAACAACAUAUCAAAGAUUUUCAAACACACAGAAUUUUGCCAUGGUGGAAAGAAUGGACUUAUUGUACAGGUUUGAUGAUAUCUACUAAAAACGAGUCCACUUGGGAAUCAGUGUUUGAUAUAGGAGUGAAUAAAACUGACCCUAAAUUUUUGGAAUACUUGGCUUGCCCUGAUGAUACUGAUGUCAUCAUCCAUUAUUUAGAAAAUAAACAAUACCAUUCUACAAGAGGAGAUCAUAAAUUUCUUGUUAACGGUUUCUUACAUAUUAUUACGAAGCAUGCAAAGAAUCCAACUAUACUGAUGUACAUAUUACGUCAUUUUAACGCAGUAAAACCGAAAGAGAUUAAUUUAAUUGCAGUAUUAGUUAUUCUAAUUAACAACGUAUAUUCCGACAAUUUAUCUCAGCAAAUAUCAAGGAAUGUUAGAGGUAUUUUAAACAAUAACUUAGUUGAAGUAAAUAACACAAAAGAUUUAUUUAACAAACAUCAAAUAAAGGAGAGUGACACUGUGAUAAAUAUGUAUAACUUAUAUGACUACACAUUAAGACAGAUAAUUAAUCGGAACGGUCAAAUCAGAAGACAAAAACAGUAUUUUGAAAUAUUUUUUGUAUAAUCUGUGGUUAUAAAACAAAAUGUCAUUAUUGCAUAC
Molecule: messenger RNA, 1086 nt
Organism: Nylanderia fulva
Lineage: Eukaryota; Metazoa; Arthropoda; Insecta; Hymenoptera; Formicidae
Source: RefSeq, a predicted model, not a curated record